This is a messenger RNA of Emiliania huxleyi CCMP1516, 264 nucleotides long. RefSeq lists its product as hypothetical. The transcript has 3 exons. The record is from RefSeq and is a predicted model, not a curated record. Lineage: Eukaryota; Haptophyta; Isochrysidales; Noelaerhabdaceae. The coding region runs from base 1 to 264 and encodes 87 amino acids.
AUGGACGACGGUGACAUCAACAGCGCCAAGAUGCAGGUCCAGGGACAGAUGGCGGCGCAGUACAUCCAGGAGGUAAUGCAGGUGAUCACGAGCAAGUGCUUCACCAAGUGCGUCACCCGGCCCGGGCCCAAGCUGGACGACUCCGAGAAGAUUUGCACCGCAAAGUAUCUCGACGCGAUGGCGAUCGUCUCGCAGACGUGGGCGUCGAGGGCUAAGGCGCAGGCGCAGAUGGGUGGCGGCGGCGAUGGCGGCUUCCUCGGGUAG